Fibroporia radiculosa is the source of this 1419-nucleotide messenger RNA. RefSeq lists its product as uncharacterized. NCBI's taxonomy places the organism in Eukaryota, Fungi, Basidiomycota, Agaricomycetes, Polyporales, Fibroporiaceae. The transcript has 4 exons. The coding region runs from base 1 to 1419 and encodes 472 amino acids. The record is from RefSeq and is a predicted model, not a curated record.
AUGGAAACUCUCCCUACAGACAUCAUUCUAACACAUAGCUCCCAAGAUGCCCAUUCUGUGGCAGAUAAGGUUGAAGUGGAGGAGGUCACCACAGUUGGAAAGCGGAACGUGCGACGGUCGUGCUGGGACGCUUCCAUCGCAGAGCGGACGUUCAUGCAACUAUUCGACAUCUGCCCCGUGGUUUCGAGUCGGCUUCCGAUGGAAUUAUGGGAGCGGAUAAUCGAUUUCAUGGCGAGUCGCGACGAGGACAGCUACAACAUGCAAACACUUGGCCAAGUGUGUCGUGGAUGGUCCAUCCGACGUCGCUUUCAUUAUGACAAGAGGCUCAAAAAGCGGCUCGUGGACAGGAAGCAGGUAUAUCAACUGAUCAGCGCGCUGGGCGAGCACCCCGAGCGGUGCCGUGCCAUCAGAGCAGUCUGGUUCGAUUUCGGCGGGAGGCCAAUUGGUCCCUUUGGGUCAUUUGCUGUGCGGAUGAUGCAAAAGCUGCCUCAAGUCGAGCGGCUCAGACUCGAAGAGUGCACAUGGGAGACUGGGCAGCUGCACACGCAGGUUUUCCUCCAUGUCGCUCUCACAUUCGGGUCGAUCACUCUGCUUACUCUCUACAAGGUGACCUUCCCGUCUGCGGUGGUAUUUGGGCGGCUUGUGCGCGCGCUUCCCCGGCUCUCCUCCCUCAACUGUCUGCAAGUGCAAUUACAGAAAUGCUGCAAUGUUGCAGGCGCGGUGCGAGUACCAGGCUCACUGCGACUCGACGCUGCCGAUCUGCAUCGCAGCGAUGACGUGUUCGACUUUUUCGUGUUGAUCAGCGUGCACCUUCGCCAUCUCACCUGCUACGGAGGCGACCUGGAGAAGCUGCAGGAGCUGCUCGCUGUGUCCGCCGAAUCACUCUUGACCCUGGAGGUUUCUUUUAUUCGCGAAGUCUCAGUCGAUCUCACUCCCGCUGUCAACUUGCGUGUCCUGGUGUUGAAUGGCGGACUCGAAGGCAUUACCGAUGCAGCCAGAAUCUUGUCUCGCGCGUCUUUACUCAAGCUAGUUGAGGUCACAAUUGUGUCCUGGCCCGCCAAUCCGGCGACAUUUGUCUCCAUCCAGCGCAAAUUGAAUAGCAUCGACAGUGACUCCUUUGCAGACAUGGACCGCAUCCUCUCCGGAAAGCAGUUUCCCGCUCUCCAGAGAGUCACUUUUUCCCUUUGUUGUUCUGUCUUGUUUUCUAGCGAGGUGAUGGAUGUUGUAUCCGAACGCUCCUGGCGCACGCUGCUCUCGUCAAAGCUUCCAGCACUCCAUACUAGUGAUCGCCUUCUAUCUUCUGUGACUCUCGAGGUCAUGCAACCUGGACCUCACUAUCCAAUUCCGAUACAUCAAAAUUUACUUCUCCCUGCGACCUAUGCUCUCGCACCCGUCCCAUCCCUGCCACGUGUCCCAUAA